Molecule: messenger RNA, 1477 nt
Organism: Quercus robur (English oak)
Lineage: Eukaryota; Viridiplantae; Streptophyta; Magnoliopsida; Fagales; Fagaceae
Product: dihydroflavonol 4-reductase-like
Exons: 6
Coding region: 63-1118 (351 amino acids)
Biological process (GO): anthocyanin-containing compound biosynthetic process
Molecular function (GO): dihydroflavanol 4-reductase activity
Source: RefSeq, a predicted model, not a curated record
UCUUCUAGCUUGUCUUUCCCAUCAAAUUAUAUAUAUUGCUUUUUUUUUUUAUCAGAAUUAUUAUGGGUUCAACUUCUGAAACAGUCUGCGUUACUGGAGCAGCUGGUUUUAUUGGAUCAUGGCUUGUCAUAAGACUUCUAGAGCACAAUUAUACUGUCAGAGCUACUGUGCGCGAUCCAGAGAAUAUGAAGAAGGUGAAGCAUUUGUUGGAAUUGCCUAAGGCAUCGACACACCUGACACUGUGGAAGGCAGACCUGAAUGAAGAGGGAAGCUUUGAUGAAGCAAUCAAAGGGUGCAAUGGUGUUUUCCAUGUGGCCACACCCAUGGACUUCGAGUCCAAGGACCCUGAGAACGAAGUGAUAAAGCCCACGAUAAAUGGGAUGCUAAGCAUCAUGAAAGCAUGUGUGAAUGCAAAAACUGUCCGAAAGCUGGUAUUCACAUCAUCUGCAGCAGCAGUCAGAUUUGGAGAGCAUGAAAAGCCAGUAUAUGACGAAAACUGCUGGACUGAUGUUGAAUUUUGCCGCAACAAAAAGAUGACUGGAUGGAUGUAUUUCGUGUCCAAGUCACUGGCUGAGCAAGCUGCAUGGAAGUUUGCCAAAGAGAACAAUUUGGAUUUCAUCACUAUAAUCCCACCUCUUGUGGUUGGUUCAUUCCUUAUGCCAUCAAUGCCACCAAGUCUCAUUACUGCUCUUUCUCCUAUCACAGGGAAUGAAGCUCAUUAUUCGAUAUUGAAGCAAACCCAAUUUGUUCACUUGGAUGACCUCUGCAAUGCUCACAUUUUUCUGUAUGAGCAUCCAAAGGCAGAGGGAAGGUAUAUAUGCUCUGGCUGCGACGCAACCAUUCAUGACGUCGCAAAAUUGCUUAGAGAAAAAUUCCCCGAGUACAAUGUCCCUACAAAGUUCAAGGAUGUAGAUGAGAACUUGGAGAUCAUCUCCUUCUCUUCCAAAAAGAUUAAAGAGUUGGGGUUCGGGUUCAAAUACAACUUGGAGGACAUGUAUGUAGGUGCUGUUGAAACAUGCCGAGGCAAGGGUUUGCUUCCUCAAGCUGCUGAAAAACGUGUUAACGGCACAGGUUUGCUUCCUCCAGCAGCUGAAAAACGUGUUAACGGCACAAGCUGAGAUUGAAUAUUACAGCUUCUGAGUUGACAUGUCUUAUAGUAUUCUAGUCAAAAUAAAACUGCCAACCUAUGAGAUCCAGUACUAUGGGUUUUUUUUUUUUUUUUGAUGAGUUGUACUAUGCUAUCUGUAUUUUGUUAUUGUGAACAAGUUUACUUACAUAAAAUUGUUUGCAAUUGCCAAGGUAGUAAGCUGUUAUUAGUAGAUAAAAAGGUAAUAUUAGUGAUGAUGAAUUAAUAAAAAUUUCUCAAUUCAAUUGUUGUAUCUGUAGCAUUGCUCUAUUGUAAGUUUGAGAUUUCAAUCAAGUGUUAGAGAGUGUAUGAGCUUAUUAUGAAUAAAAAUAAAGUUGAUUUUUGGUAGUA